CUUCUGACGUGCGCAUUGGUGAUCGCCAUUCCGCAUAUCCCAAGUUCUAGUAUCGUUCUCAUCUACACAAUUCUCGCUUCUGUUGGUGCCCCGGUUGAACAAGUCUCCCUCCUCUACGCUACUGAGUGGCUUCUUGACCGAAUCCGAUCCGGGAUGUCUUGCGUCUCGACGUUUUAUUGCGUCUGUUUCACAGACUAUGUGACUAGGGGAAAAGGUGAAGAUGAAGCAUACAGUAACAGCGAUUUCGAUGACGUCAUGUCAGAACUAUCCCAGGCCAAGUCCCUCAAGAACUCCACUUAG
Molecule: messenger RNA, 300 nt
Organism: Rodentolepis nana
Lineage: Eukaryota; Metazoa; Platyhelminthes; Cestoda; Cyclophyllidea; Hymenolepididae
Source: the annotation of a GenBank genome assembly